AUGGACAACCAGAUCGAGAAGGCCAUCGAGAUCGCAUGGAGCCCGACGUCCGACCAGGCGCUCAAAGGCCAGGCCUUUGACUACCUCCACCAGCUUCGCUCCGACUCCCAGGCGUGGCAAAUCUGCGCUGCGCUCUUUACCCGAUCACCGAGAACGUCAGAGGUUGUCCGACUCGUGUCCCUGGAGAUUGUCAAUAAUGCUGUGCAGACUCAAGCUUUCGAUGGCAACAGCCUCUCUUUCCUGAAGGACACGCUCCUCGAAUACAUCAGACGGACGUACGGCAGCGGCGAUCCCGACCCUCAGGUCGAUCCACCAGCCCUGCAGAACAAGCUCACGCAGACGCUCACAUAUCUGUUUGUGUACUCGUACCAGGAAGGCUGGGAGACGUUCAUCGACGACUUUCUCGCCCUGACCAGCUCACCCAACGGCAAUGGAGGACGUGACAACGUCGCCGGCGUGGUGCUGUAUCUGCGUAUGCUGGGCUCAGUGCAUGAUGAGAUUGCCGACGUCAUGCUGACGCGUCAGUCGGCCGAUCUCAAGCGGAACAAUAACCUCAAGGACCUGCUCCGGGACCGAGACAUGCACAAGAUUGCAAGGUCGUGGCAGGAACUGCUGGUGCAGUACAGCAACCAGAACGACCACAUCCUUGAAAUGACGCUCAAGAUAAUAGGAAAAUGGGUCAGCUGGAUAGACAUAUCCCUGGUUAUUAACCAGGACAUGCUCAGCCCUCUAUUCUCGCUCAUCGGACGUGUUAAACCCCAUGGUGGCGACGACAAGGUGCGCGAUGCCGCUGUCGACACCAUCACAGAGAUCGUGGCCAAGAAGAUGAAGCCGGCAGACAAGGUCGACCUGAUAUCUUUCCUGAAUGUGCGUGAGAUCGUGUCGCGGCUCGUGGCCUCGCCCGCACUUCAUGAAUUUCAAAAGACGCCCGAAUACGACACCGACCUCGCCGAGGCUGUGGCCAAGCUCGUCAACACUGUUGUGGCUGAUAUCGUGCGCGCACUGGACGACUCCAGCGUCCCGCCCGAGAUCAGGGCGCGUGCUGAACCACUCCUGCAGGAGUUUUCGCCGCUGUUGCUACGUUUCUUUUCGGACGAGUACGACGAAGUCUGCUCAACCGUGAUCCCUGCACUGACCGACCUCUUGACGUUUUUGCGCAAGAUCCCCGAUCUCCCGUCGGCCUACAGGGAUAUGCUGGCGCCCAUUCUCAAUGCCAUCGUCGGGAAGAUGCGGUACGACGAGACGGCCAAUUGGGGCAACAAGGAGGAGCAGACCGACGAGGUGGAGUUCCAGGAUCUUCGGAAAUGGCUGCAGAACCUGCAGAAAAGCGUGGCUGCAGUCGACCAAGAUCUCUACAUCGAUGUGUUGAGCAAUCUGAUUGCCAGUGCUUUUCAAACACUCGACCAGAUUGGCUCAAACAUGGACUGGCGGGAUCUCGACCUUGCUCUGCAUGAGCUUGACCUUUUUGGCGAGCUGUCCAUACCCAACCAUGGUCUCUCCGCCAAAAGCAAGCCGUCAACUGCUGCCCAGUCCCGGAUGGUGGCCCUGAUGGGCAAGAUGAUGGAGUCCGUUCUUUUGCAGUAUAUGGAGCUAUGCAACCGCUACUGCAGUUUCUUCGAAAGCCACCAGGAAUACAUCCCGAGGGUACUAGAGACCUUUGUCCGGCUGACACACCACGAUCAUCCACGCAUACGAAUCCGGUCAUGGUAUCUGUUCCAUCGCGUUGUCAAGCAAUUGAGGUCCCAAGUCGGUAACGUGGCAGAGACGAUCAUCCAGUCCAUCAGCGACCUAUUGCCCAUUCGGGCAGAAGUUCCCAACGACGAUGUGGACGACGACAUGUCGUCAGACGAGUCCGACCACUCUGCGGACGCGCUGUUUAAUGGACAGCUGUUCCUGUUCGAGGCCAUUGGCUGUGUAUCGUCGACAAGUGCGACGCCUGCCGAGAAGCAGGGUCUCUACGCGCGGUCGGUGAUGGAUCCGCUGUUUGCGGACAUGGAGCGGAAUCUGCAGCGGGCCAAGGCGGGAGAUGCUCAAGCCAUCCUACAGAUUCAUCAUAUCGUCAUGGCUCUGGGUACACUGGCAUAUGGCUUCUCCGACUAUCAGGUGCCGCAAGGCAGUGGCAGUGGCGGCGGUAGUGGUGGCAGCACCGGGGGCAAUCGGCCGGCACCGGACAAGGCCAUUUCGGCCGAGUUCUCGCGGGCAGCCGAAGCGAUCCUCAUUGCGCUCGGUGAGCUGAACGGAAAUUCGGAGAUCCGUGCGGCCUGCCGCUCGGCCUUCUCGCGCCUGCUGGGCGUGCUGGGUGCGGCCGUGCUGCCGCAGCUUCCCCAGUGGAUCGAAGGACUGCUGUCGCAGACGUCGUCGAUGGACGAAAUGGCCUUUUUCUUGCGGCUGCUCGAGCAGGUCGUGUUCAACUUCAAGGCGGACAUUUACAACGUGCUGAACAUGCUGCUGACACCACUGCUACAACGAGUGCUUGGAGGGCUGUCCGAGCCCAUCACGGGGACCGAUGACGAGAUCCAACUGGCAGAGCUACGACGCGAGUACCUUACGUUUCUGCACAUCAUCCUGGUGAACCAUCUCGAGGGCGUUCUGAUCAGCGAGGACAACCAGGGCUUUUUCGAGACGGUGAUUAACUCAGUGACCGCACUGGCUCGCAUCAUCGGACACGGCAAUCUGGUGGCCAGCCGGCUGGCUUUCAGCGUGCUAGCCCGCAUGACAGUCGUCUGGGGAGGGCCAGACGUGGUGACGAUCGCGGCGUCGGCAGACAACAACACGAAUGAGAACGGCAGCAGCAAUAGCAACAACCAGUCGGCCAACAACGGGACUGGUGGCUCGUCCUCGCCGUUGAUUCCGGGUUUCGACAGCUUCGUCAUCGAGCGGUUCCAUUCGGCCUGCUGGGACGUGCUGUUCGAUCCGCAGUUUCGUCCCGGCAAAGACGCACAGUCACGACAGGUGCUCCACGAAAUUGCCGGUUUGGAGCAGACCAUCUACGCCAAGACCGGCGACGCGUUUGUCCAGCACCUGCAGGCGACGCUGUUUCCACGACUGGGCGGAAUGGAGGCUGGAGCCGAGUUUGUGCGCUCCAUGACGACUGCGGUGGACCGACGGGCGUUUGCGGCAUAUCUCCAGACGCUGCGGAAGAGCGGCUAA
Grosmannia clavigera kw1407 is the source of this 3150-nucleotide messenger RNA. RefSeq names its product tRNA exportin. The transcript is spliced from 3 exons. Gene Ontology annotation, cellular component: cytoplasm; nuclear matrix; nuclear pore. Gene Ontology annotation, molecular function: small GTPase binding; tRNA binding. Bases 1 to 3150 code for a protein of 1049 amino acids. Lineage: Eukaryota; Fungi; Ascomycota; Sordariomycetes; Ophiostomatales; Ophiostomataceae. The record is from RefSeq and is a predicted model, not a curated record. Gene Ontology annotation, biological process: tRNA re-export from nucleus.